GUCUACCUUGCCUCAUCCACACGGAUUCUGCUUACGUUUUGUUUUUUACAUGUCUAAUAUUUAAACUUAUAUCAAUUCUUCUUUCUACUUCAAAGAGAACAGUAUAGGUACUGAAAAUCACCAGAUGACUGGAAAUUCUCUAACAGCGGCAAGUAACUACAGUUGGUGGUUACCUAGCUAAUUUUCAUAAGCACCUAGCUAGCUAACCACGGAUCUUUUACCUACCCAAAAUAGCUUGUUAGCAGCUAGAAAACAGAACUUACCUUAUUACAUGGCUCCAGCGACGCCUCUCGCUUACAGAGGUCGGAAAAUUAUCAAAUGCAUGUGUGCUUAUUAGAAUAGUGGGUACAAUCCGGUACAUAGCACUGAACCAUACUUGCUUCUGAUCGACGGAGAUGCCUAAGGUUAACUAGUUAGCUACAAAGGCCAGGGUCAUGCAAAAAAUUAUAGUAAUUAAGAUAGGUCAUUUGAAAAAUGCUAAACAAUACAAACGAGAAAUACACAAUAUAAAUUAUUUAAACGAUAAACUACAAAAACGCUAUAAUAUCUACUAGUUAUUCUACUUAAUAGGUUACUUUCUACUUGUCGAUGAGAGUUUGCAUGGAGAAAUGUGGAAUUUUUUCCUACCCUGCAACACUGCCUUGAGUUAUGAUGUCAAUGCUUGCUGAGGAUGUGUAGUUCUAUGAUAGCCACAUUAGCGGCUAAUUAUCAUUUCAUUUCGGGGGUAAAUACAGGCAAAUAUAUUGAUAAAAGUGAGAGAUUUACACUGUUAUCAAAACAUCACGCCAGGGUAAAGCCUACAUGAAAGACAGACCUUAUUUGAAGUGGUUUUAAAAUCCCCUAUGGGAAAAAUUAAUGGUGGAAAAACGAUUGGAAACAUUUCCGUGUUUGACUGCUAGCCUAGGUUUUAUGUGUAUUAUGACUCAUACUGUGGUACUCUAUUGAAAUACUGUAGAAUUCCAUUCAUUCUUAUGGAGGACUGCACUUUCUGGGAAGUGCCAAUAUGGCCGACUGGUGGCUUCGGAGCCUCUCACUUACCAAUACAUCAGCAAUCCAGGGUGUAUCAGGGGAGAUUGUAGAAGAGAGUGCGGGGCGGAGAGGGUGUUUUCGUUUGGCUGUAACAUGAUACCGGUAACGGGAACACAGCUAUGGGACAGUAGACAUAUCGUUGAUUUCAUGCAUUUCGGCGGUAACGCUAUCUGGUUCAGUGCUAGGACGACUAUCAAAAAAGGAUGGGUGGCGCAGAACAAAUGAAUGAAGGAGAAUGAUUUUGGAAAAACUAGCAGCAGCAAUUGACAGAGAAGUUGCGCAGGCUACAUAGCCUAGGGCUAUCAGAAUAGCCUAGUAAACCGUUUUGCAUGGAGAUGCAUUCACGUCAACAGCAUCAUGAAGAAGGUGACAUAUGGUGUUUAUGUUUGUGUCGUGUCUACAUUCCUACUUUGUCUAAGAUAACACAGUGACACGGCGUUCACAGCAAGAUUUGUAGACGCAUAAAAUAAUUUCAAAGAAUCACUUCAUCGCGGACCUCAGCUUGGAGGAUUGGCCUAUUUUUACGGUAGGGCGGGGGUGAAAAAUCCUGUAGUACGCUAGUUGAAGUUGACCCCUCAGAAUACCGGGAACAUUUUCAGUGGAAUGUAUUGCUCAUUUAACUCAAACAAAAUGAUGAAUUCGAUGGUCUUUGCUGAGGCUUUGCCAUCUUCGGGUGCCUCUGCGUUCCCAGUAGGAGCGCCAGCCUCUGGUGGUAGGGUGUCUAGUGCCCUACGGAACGAUUUGGGUUCCAACAUUCAUGCCUUGAAAACCCUUAACCUGCGAUUUCGAUGUUUCCUAGCUAAAGUUCAUGAAUUGGAGCGUAGAAACAAGUUGUUAGAAAAUCAACUACAGCAAGCUUUAGAGCAAUCCCGCUACAGAGCCUACUUUAGCCGAGAACAAGCCACCCAAACGGGCUAUUUGGACUUUUUUCUGGCUCGGCCACGGCUACCCGGUACGAUAUGGAGCUUUACCCACACAAGGAGGUUUGGGGACCGAAUCGAGACUAUCCACAGCCCCGGGGUGUCAUGGAUGCAGCCGGAUGGUGUUGGAAUUCAAGUCGACACCGUCACCCCUGAACUGCGAGCCCUUUACAAUGUGUUGGCUAAAGUCAAAAGAGAUAGAGAUGAGUACAGAAAAAAAUGGGAGGAGGAGCUGUCUAAGCGCCAGCAGAUGGAGGCCAUGGUGGAGACACUACAGGAGAGUGCCCAGGAGUCUGAAGUGGUUCAGGGGCAGCUCACUGAGAAGGUGGAGAGACUCAAGACAGAGCUGGUGGUCUUCAAGAGCCUCAUGACUGACAAUGAAAUGUCGGACUUGGACACUGCGAUCCAGAAGAAGGCCAUGAAGGUGGACAUGGACAUCUGCAGACGCAUUGACAUCACGGCCAAGCUUUGUGACGUGGCUCAACAACGCAACUCAGAAGACAUGAGCAAGAUGUUCAACAUGAGCCCACACAUGAGCCCCUCCAGAGCACCCCCAGAGAGCAAAGGGGCUGCAUCUUGCAGGAGGAAAGAGCGUAAGGCUGUCUACGAGGAGAGGAGUCCUGAGAUUGAAAGUGAGUCUGGUGGUGGAGAGGAGGAUGAAGAGGAGGAGAAGGAGCAGGUCGUAGAGUCACUCAACAUCACAGACGAGAUGAAACGCAUGCUCAAUCAGUUAACUUGCUCAGAUGAUAAUUCCUUUGUCACCAGGAGAGAGACGUUUGACUUUGAUGAUGACUGUGACAGCCUAACUUGGGAGGAGAAUGAGGAGACACUGCUCCUCUGGGAGGACUUUGCCAACUACAACACCCCCUGUGCUGCAGCCAGUGCUGCUGCAGCAGAAGGACAGGGGGAGGGCCCUGGGCAGGCCUCUCAGGAUGGCAGUUUGGGCAGCCUGAUCGACGAGACCGAGAUGCUUUUCCAGAACCGAGAGAAGGAGUACCAGGAGACCAUGGGUCAAAUAGAGUAUGAGUUGGCUACAGCUAAGAGUGAUAUGAACCGUCACCUACAGGAGUACAUGGAGAUGUGUUCUAUGAAGAGAGGCCUGGAUGUUCAGAUGGAGACCUGCAGGAGACUCAUCAAGGGCUCAGGGGGCACCGGCAGGAACUCUCCAUCGUUCAGCUCGGUAGCGAGCAGCGACUCAGGGAACAGUGAUGAGAUCCAGGAGGAGCUGGAGAAGGACGGAGAGGCAGUAGGAGCUGACCCUUGACCCUCCGGCCCCUGGCUACCCCACCACCUGAACCGGGGAAGAUGAUGGAGGAAAUGCCUUUGUUCCUCAAUGCUGUGGUCCCCCUUUUCUUCAGCUGGUUUCCAGUUGAUCUAAGAGGAGCCCUGUGGAAACUAUUGGUGCUUCACCGGUUUACCCAUAUAGGGAUGAACUUGUAUUCCACAAUAAGGUGCAGUGUUGGUUCCUCCUCACUGAUCCUAAUUGGCCUACCACUGAUCAGAGCGGUCACUCCUACUAAACACAAGUAUCUCCACACACACUCAACUUACUGUACGCCUAUGGUCAUUUUACUGUGUAUUCACCCCAGUAUUCAUCCUAACCAUGUUAAGAUCAAGGAAACCGGACAUAUUCAGCCAUUAGUGAUCUAGCAAAGCAUUCAGUGGUCCGUAUGAUAUAUUUAAGCAAUAAGGCCUGAGGGGAUGUGGUGUUUGGCCAAUUUAUUACAGUUAAGGGCUGUUCUUAUGCACGACACAAUGUGGAGUUCCUGGAUACAGCCCUUAGCCGUGGUAUAUUGGCCAUAUACCACAAACCCCCGAGGUGCCUUAUUGCUAUUAUAAACUGGUGACCAACGUAAUUAGAAGAGUAAAAAUAAAUGUUUUGUCAUACCCGUGGUAUACGGGCUGAUAUACCACGACUUUCAGACAAUCAGCAUUCAGGGCUCGAACCACCCAGUUUAUAAUUCAAAAUAAGGGCUAGGUUCUAUCAGAUCCACGCUAGCCGACAUCUGCAUAGCAGUUGUUUUGGCGGUGCCUGAGGUGGAACUGCAUUAGAACUGUGAAAUCCACAAGCGGCUCCGAGCAUUAUACCUAAAGCAGACAUCGCCAUUAGCUGCAGAGAGUCGCAUGGACAGAAAUCCCAUGUAGCGUUGUUUACAAGUUGGAACGCUGAACCGUGAGAUGUAAUCUACACCUGGAUUAGGCUGAUAGAAAUCCUCAUUAUUCAGUUGAAUGAUUUUCAAUUUGAGCAUCAUUAUUUCUACAUCCAGUUGAAGUCAGAAGUUUACAUACACUUAGGUUGGAGUCAUUAAAACUUGUUUUUCAACCACUCCACAAAUUUCUUGUUAACAAACUAUAGUUUUGGCAAGUCGGUUAGGACAUCUACUUUGUGCGUGACACAAGUAAUUUUCCCAACAAUUGUUUACAGACAGAUUAUUUCACUUAUAAUUCACUUGUAAUAUCAUAAUUCCAGUGGGUCAGAAGUUUACAUACACUAAGUUGACUGUGCCUUUAAAUGCUUGGAAAAUUCCAGAAAAUGAUGUCAUGGCUUUAGAAGCUUCUGAUGGCUAAUUGACAUGAGGAAGGAAAAUUAUGUGGAUAUAUUGAAGCAACAUCUCAAGACAUCAGUCAGGAAGUUAAAGCUUGGUUGCAAAUGGGUCUUCCAAAUGGACAAUGACCCCAAGCAUACUUCCAAAGUUGUGGCAAAAUGGCUUAAGGACAACAAAGUCAAGGUAUUGGAGUGGCCAUCACAAAGCCCUGACCUCAAUCCCAUAGAAAAUUUGUGGGCAGAACUGAAUAAGCGUGUGCAAGCAAGGAGGCCUACAAACCUGACUCAGUUACACCACCUCUGUCAGGAGGAAUGGGCCAAAAUUCAGCCAACUUAUUGUGGGAAACUUGUGGAAGGCUACCCGAAACGUUUGACCCAAGUUAAACAAUUUAAAUGCAAUGCUACCAAAUACUAGGAUUAAAUGUCAGGAAUUGUGAAAAACUGAGUUUAAAUGUAUAAGGCUAAGGUGUAUGUAAACUUCCGACUUCAACUGUAGCCUACAUUUUUUCAUUCAGAACUCUGGCUUAGUGGCAAUGAUCACAAGAGCAGCUGCUCCCCUAUUUGACAGCGUCAACGCAGUUACACCUCCGACACCGGCAAAAUAUCAGCUAUGUGGGUGUUGGCUAUCGCCGUUUAAAGCUUGAUCUGAUUGAAUCUAGGCCUACGCGUUGACAGGGAAAAUGCAUUUCACGUACUGGACACGAGGUCAAUCUUCACUCACUGAAGUCAGAUUUAGGUUCGUUCUGAGAUUGCCUUAAUGUAGAUGCCAUUGCUUAUGCGCAUACAAAGAAGGCCCAGAGUGCCUUUGCAGGUACUGUAUGAAUUGGUAGAAUUGAAGUUCCCCCAUAU
Oncorhynchus kisutch (coho salmon) is the source of this 5343-nucleotide messenger RNA. Its product is annotated as intermediate filament family orphan 2. Lineage: Eukaryota; Metazoa; Chordata; Actinopteri; Salmoniformes; Salmonidae. The record is from RefSeq and is a predicted model, not a curated record. The coding region runs from base 1633 to 3213 and encodes 526 amino acids. The transcript has 9 exons.